AUGGGGGAGACCGAGAUGCCCAAGGAUGCCCCCGAGACGUCCACGCAGAAUCCCGGCGAUUCCAAUGCCGCGCAGGCAGAGGACAUGCAAAGAUUUGCCAGCAAGGCAUCCAUCGCCAGUUCCGUGGGAUCUCUGAACUCCAUGGACGAGAGCGAAGCUGAGACGGAGAACGAGGAAGAUGUGAAAUGGAGAGAGCAGAUGAGGCAUGAGCAAAACUUUCAAUUUUCGCGCAUCGUCUCUGGCACGCGCAUGCACUUAAAGCCGGACCAGGCGGAAAUACCAGAAGCCACAGCUGAGCACUUGCGACGCUACGUGCAGCAGGCGCGAAAGCUUGGCGUGAUCACCGCCAUUGCUGUGAACAGCCAUGUCGAUAAGGUGAAGCAGAUCGCCGAAGAGGCUGAACCGGACCUGACGCUACAUGUUCUUCAUGUGCCGUGCUGGGGAGCGUUCGUCCCUGCUCUGAAUGCUCUCCUGAACUUCGCCCAGCGAAAGGGGGCCAAGUACAUCUUGUAUCAGUCGCUGGAGGUCUGUUGCACACGCGAUGUCCUCCAGAGGGUGCUGGAUCACCACGGCUCGGACUGCUUGGUGGUCGGGCCCGUCUUCGAGGGCCACAACUUCCGCCCAGGAGAGCAGAUCCUGGAUGGCCGCAGCUCCCCCUGGAACACCCUGGCGCUGUGGUCGGUCAGAAAGCUCGCACUGACGGGCUUCCUGUGCAUUGCAGACGGCCUGCCCGACGUUCCCCCCUCCAUGAACAGAGAGAUGGGACAGAACGUUCUUCAGACCAUGGACUUGGGCAGUCCGAUCAAUGGGCCCAUGGGCAGCGACAGCUGGUGGAGUGGCGACGACCCCAUCAACUUCGAGCGCCAGAUGACUCAGAAGAAUGCGGUUCCAGCCGGGGUCGAGGAGGUCACGGCCAUCGCGCUCCUACAGCACCUGCAUGGAUCAGAUCGCUCCCGCGCAGUGUUGCUCCAGUUGCCCCCGCAUCUCGAGGCGUGA
Molecule: messenger RNA, 996 nt
Organism: Symbiodinium sp. CCMP2456
Lineage: Eukaryota; Dinophyceae; Suessiales; Symbiodiniaceae
Source: the annotation of a GenBank genome assembly